AUGGCCAUCCAAGGGCAACAGCUUCCAACUACACCGUACCAAGGGCCAACGCACCACCCGUUGCCGCGUCACAAGAAAGAUGCCACACUGGUCGUCCAACUCUACACUCCGUCAGUUCCAUCCACAGUUGAUUGGAUUGUUCCACCUGCCCAAGAAAACCUACUCUUGUUUGCCAACAGAAAGGAGUACACCGCGUCCGAUACCACAACGCAACGCCUAGGUAACCCUGGUGCCACCCCUCGUGGAUGA
Molecule: messenger RNA, 249 nt
Organism: Anthostomella pinea
Lineage: Eukaryota; Fungi; Ascomycota; Sordariomycetes; Xylariales; Xylariaceae
Source: the annotation of a GenBank genome assembly